CUGAACGGACAUAUGAAAUGUUAGAAUCAACUGAUAACAUCAAUAGUGACAUAUGUGAAAGUACAAUGCCUGAAUAUUUUGAUGAUCCUCAUCUAAAUGAGAAAAGUAACCUACCCCAAGUCCAAGAAUCUGUGGCAGUGUUGGCUAAGAACGAUAUCGAAAAGGAAAGCGAUUUAGACUCAACUGAAAACAAUAAUGAUGAUGAUAAUGAGGAAGAAUUCUGUGACAUGUCUGAUCUUGCAUUCAUCACCAAAAUUGUCUUGAAGAAUCAAUCAUUUGAACCCUCAAAAAAUCAAAGAAGGGUUUCACCUUUUUCUAGUGAUGAUGAAUGUGAUAAUGGUAAUGAUGUUGUGUCCAGAGCAAGUCAGUUAUUAGGAAGAAGACUUGUUUCUUAUGACAGUGACACAGGUGAAUCAGAAGAAAGCUGUGACUCUGAAUCCUCAUCAUCCUCAUCCUCAACAACAUCAUCCUCUGAAAGUGACGAUGAAGACAAACCUAACCUUCGUAAGAUUAUUAUGGAUGCUGAAAAUGAAGAGGAUGAAGUAAACCAUGCUACUUUACCAAAGACAAAAGAUGAAAUACUGCCUCAGGAACUUCCAGUGGAACCUGAUAUUCAAGAUGAGCUUCCCAAGGAUGCAAGAUUAGAGCAAAUUGGGGAAAUACAGAGCUUUGUUGAACUAAUGGUUGUCAUCAAAGGAGUCAUAGAUGGUCCAGCUUUAGAUGUAGGUACAGUAUGUUUCAAAGAGGAUCGAAAGCCAUUUGGAAAGGUUUUUGACAUCUUUGGUCCAGUCAAAUGUCCAUUCUAUACUGUCAGACUUUCCAGUGAAGAAAAAUUUGCCAGUCUUGGUCUUGCUGUUGGUGAAACUGUGUAUUUCGCACCAAAUUACCUAACUUGUACCAAUUAUGUCUUCGUGGAGCAACUUAAGAAAAUGAAAGGCUCUGAUGCAUCAUGGCAGUUUGACCAAGAACCACCUCCAGAGUGCAUAGAUUAUUCUGACGACGAGCAAGAGGCCAAAGCAAAAUCAGCAGCUAGGAGAAAAAGAAAAGAAAGAAAAACAAGAACAGAAGAUGGCGACAAUCAAGCGGAUGGCGAAGAUAUUAAUAUGGAGAAAAGUCACGCAAAUGCAAACGGAAAAGUUCGAGGGAAAUUCAGCGACUCGGGAAAAGAAAGUUAUCGACAGACACCAGUGAAAAAUGAAUUUCAAGUUGGAAAUGCUAGAAGUAGCAACACUGGUAUUUCAUCCCAUGGCUUCCAUGAAACAGCUACGUCUUUUCAAAAUGAACCUGCCAUUAGCCCAGUUGGUAUUCGAGGGCACUUUACAAGACCGCCCUUUCCUGCUGGGAGCUUUCAAAGACCUGGCAACCAAGGGGGCUUGCCUCCAGUCAAUGGUAUGCCAAGAGAAGCGAUGCCAGGACUGACCAAUCAGGGAGCGGGGUUUCCACGGACAAGGUUCCAGGGUCAUAUACAAGGACAAGCACCUUUUGGAACAUGGUCUCCUAGAGGCUGGGUCCCUUCGGGUGAAUUCCAAAGGCCACCACCAGCCCAUCCUGACAUUAGACCUCAUUCGAUGAGACCUUGCAGUACAUUUCAAAAUGGCUCCAUCCGGCAAGGUUUCCGGUUCCCUCCCUCAAUGCCCCCUUUUGAUCCAAAUGUUCCACCGCCAAUGUUUCAUCACGCAAUGCCACCCUCUAGUAUUGCUGCAGACUCAUUUCCACCAAGACCCCCAAGAAAUAUCUUGCCAGAUCCACGUUUUGCUCCUGGAUUUCCUCCAUCAGGUUUUUUCCCAAACAAUCCACACUCACAAUGGAACACACCGAAGUGACAUUUGACAUUUUCUUUAUGUACAUAAUAAACGAUUAUUUCUUGAACAAUCCGUCGUUGAAGUUUCGUUUAAUUUCAUAUUAUUUGUACAGGAAAAUAUUUCAACCAAAAAAAUUAAAGCAAGAAGCUCCUAUAAGAUGCCUUCUGAAAAAGUUUCGGCACCUAAACUUGACCACAACUUUUAGGCUGCGCGUUUGUUGGCUUAAUAUUUUUAUUAUGUCGCAUUUUUAUUCAAAGAAGCUGAGCAUAGAUUUGAUAUUAUACUCUGUACAUAAGGAAAUCCGUCACCUUUGUCCAAAUUAUAGUUUGCACUGCUUUUAUUGGCAGCCAGUUGGCAUUUGCCACUUAGUUUUCGACACUUAAGUGACACUUAAGUUUUCCAUGUCGUUUGGUUUAGUUUAUAUUGAGUAAAACCUUAACUGUUUGCCUAAGGUAGGACACAAAGCUGAGCAAGUAAAAAUAUUUUACCCCCCCCCCC
Molecule: messenger RNA, 2300 nt
Organism: Rhopilema esculentum
Lineage: Eukaryota; Metazoa; Cnidaria; Scyphozoa; Rhizostomeae; Rhizostomatidae
Biological process (GO): box H/ACA snoRNP assembly; ribosome biogenesis; pseudouridine synthesis
Cellular component (GO): sno(s)RNA-containing ribonucleoprotein complex
Molecular function (GO): RNA binding
Source: RefSeq, a predicted model, not a curated record